UAUUAAUUAGCUUUUGACACUAAAAUUAAGUCUUUCGUUCUCUCCGUAAAUGUAACAAGAAGAAGAAGAAACACCUUCUAAUUUGCAUUUUCGCUCUUACAUCUGCGCCUUCAAUGCCACCUUCCUCCAUUUCUGAUUUUCCAAUUCAAUCCACUUUUUGUUUUCAUUCCCAUUCAUGUUCCAUUUUACUACACCACGCUUUACCUCUGCAUGCGUGCUAAUCAUUGAGUUCCUCCGUGCCUGCAAACUUCCAUAACCCCUGAAUCGUAGGUUUUCCACAAUCAUCGGAUCCAAGAGCUUUUUCUCGCAAUUCCUUGACACCCAUUUUGCUUCACUCCCAGUAUCAAAUCUUCCUCGUGGCAACAAAGGAAAAGAUGGGCGAGGGAGAGAAAUAUCAAUUGGGAACUAUUGGCGCAUUGAGUUUGUCAGUGGUGUCAUCGGUGUCGAUUGUGAUUUGCAACAAAACGUUGAUGAGUUCAUUGCAUUUCAUUUUCGCUACAACUUUGACAAGUUGGCAUCUAUUUGUAACAUUCUGUUCUCUUCAUGUGGCUCUUAAAUUGAGAUUUUUUGAGCACAAACCAUUAGAGAAGAAAAUGGUGAUGGGAUUUGGAGUUCUAAAUGGAAUCUCUAUUGGACUUUUAAAUUUGAGUUUGGGCUUCAAUUCUGUCGGGUUCUAUCAGAUGACUAAGCUGGCAAUCAUCCCAUGUACUAUUCUAUUAGAGAUCCUUUUUCUUGGAAAGAAGUUCAGUAAAAGAAUACAAUUUUCACUUGUGAUCCUCCUUGUGGGUGUUGGAAUUGCUACAAUUACUGAUUUGCAGCUUAAUGCUUUGGGAGCUUUCUUGUCUUUGCUAGCCAUCAUUACAACAUGUGUUGCUCAGAUUAUGACAAAUACCAUUCAGAAGAAGUUUAAGGUUUCUUCUACUCAACUUCUGUAUCAAUCAUGUAUAUAUCAAGCAGCUACAUUGUUAGUCUCUGGACCAUAUCUGGAUAAACUUCUGACAAACUUAAAUGUUUUUUCUUUCAAAUACACAACAAAAGUGACGAUGGUCAUUAUUCUUUCAUGUCUGAUCUCUAUCGCCGUGAAUUUUAGUACAUUUCUUGUAAUUGGAAAGACAUCUCCAGUAACCUAUCAGGUUCUUGGACAUCUGAAGACAUGUCUUGUAUUGGCUUUUGGAUAUAUCAUUGUCCAUGAUCCUUUCAGUUGGAGGAACAUCUUGGGAAUUAUGGUAGCUAUGGUUGGCAUGAUUAUAUAUUCCUACUGUUGUGCUCUUGAGAGUCAACAAAAACCAGUCGAAGGUGGUGGUCAAAUGUCACAGGCAAGAGACAGUGAAACUGAGACUCUCAUUAACGUGGAAAAUUCAAGUGUAAUUUUGAACAAAAGACCACCUAUCUGGAACAAAGAUAAAGACAAAAACAAAAACUCUCUAUGAACUUUCCAAAACAUCAUGACAAACAUUAAGUAGGCUUAUAGAGCAUUUAUACUCUUGAUUAGGAAAUUUUUCCCACUUAAAUCUCAACAUGUGUGAAUUGUUUCACUUGUUACUAUUAGCUUAAGCAUUAAAUAUAGCCAACCAACUACAAGUGAGGUAAAAAUACAUGGUCGUGUCUUAGUUAUGAUCAAUAAAUAUAACUUGAAAAGUGUUAACUAGAUAUUUUUCACACUCAUGCAUAUCAAAAUUUCAUUUUUGGAUGACUCGGUGUAAGAUUCAAAAGGAGUUGACUAGCAAAAACACUUAGUUAUCAAUAGAAACGAUUCUGGAUUAGAAAAGGAGUUGGAUAAUUCAAUCUUUUGUUGUUCCCUAGUUUUAAUUAUAUACAUCGGGGCAA
Vigna unguiculata (cowpea) is the source of this 1827-nucleotide messenger RNA. Its product is annotated as UDP-xylose transporter 3-like. NCBI's taxonomy places the organism in Eukaryota, Viridiplantae, Streptophyta, Magnoliopsida, Fabales, Fabaceae. The record is from RefSeq and is a predicted model, not a curated record.